AUGUCCGAGUACACAUCCAGUCGCGAGGGUUUCGAGCGAGCCAUGAAGUGGGCCCUUACUGGCCCUUCCGAAGAAGCUAAGGCGUACGCCGAAGGCACCGCAACAUCGAACUUCUAUCACGUUAUGAACGGUCAACACUUGGGCUACGAUGUGUACAUCAAGGGCAUCGCUGAAUGGCGAGCCAAAAUCAGUCAUUAUGAGCCGAAAGUACACGAGUUCCUCCGCGAUGGAGAUCAGCUGGCUGCGCGUAUGACUGGUACAAUUAAAGUUGACGGGAAUGACACUGAAUUCGAGAGCUUCUUGUUUGCUAAGAUAGAAAGGGCCAGUGGGAAGAUGGAAUGGUUGAUUGAACGUUCAGUCUGGGGUCCUGUUGGCGGAGCCUCCGAACAUGGCGUCAACUAA
Molecule: messenger RNA, 402 nt
Organism: Didymosphaeria variabile
Lineage: Eukaryota; Fungi; Ascomycota; Dothideomycetes; Pleosporales; Didymosphaeriaceae
Exons: 2
Coding region: 1-402 (133 amino acids)
Source: RefSeq, a predicted model, not a curated record